Molecule: messenger RNA, 3052 nt
Organism: Propithecus coquereli (Coquerel's sifaka)
Lineage: Eukaryota; Metazoa; Chordata; Mammalia; Primates; Indriidae
Gene: ITCH
Product: itchy E3 ubiquitin protein ligase
Exons: 25
Coding region: 214-2796 (860 amino acids)
Biological process (GO): ubiquitin-dependent protein catabolic process; protein K29-linked ubiquitination; protein K63-linked ubiquitination
Molecular function (GO): protein binding; ubiquitin protein ligase activity
Source: RefSeq, a predicted model, not a curated record
GCGCGGAGGCGCCUGCGCGUUGGCUGCUAACUCGCUCUAGUUGCUGUGGUCGGGGCUCGGGACCGGCUGCCAUCUUAGUCGAGGGACUGAGGAGUCGCCGCCGCCCCGAGUCCCGGUAACAUGCAUUUCAUAGUGGCCUUCUGGAGACAACGCCUUAACCCAAAGAAGUGACUCAUACUGUGAGAAGUUCAGGUUUGCUGACCUGUUGGUGGUAUGUCUAACAGUGGAUCACAACUUGGAUCAAUGGGUAGCCUGACCAUGAAAUCACAACUUCAGAUUACUGUCAUAUCAGCAAAACUUAAAGAAAAUAAAAAGAAUUGGUUUGGACCAAGUCCUUACGUAGAAGUCACAGUAGAUGGACAGUCAAAGAAGACAGAAAAAUGCAACAAUACCAACAGUCCCAAAUGGAAGCAACCCCUUACAGUGAUUGUCACUCCUGUGAGUAAAUUAAAUUUUCGUGUGUGGAGUCACCAGACACUGAAAUCUGAUGUUUUGUUGGGAACUGCUGCCUUAGAUAUUUACGGAACUUUAAAGUCAAACAAUAUGAAACUUGAGGAAGUAGUUGUGACUUUGCAACUUGCAGGUGACAAAGAGCCAACAGAAACAAUAGGAGACUUGUCAAUUUGUCUUGAUGGGCUGCAGUUAGAGUCUGAAAUUGUUACUAAUGGUGAAACUACAUGUUCAGAAAGUGCUUCUCAGAAUGAAGAUGGCUCCAGGCCAAAGGAUGAAACAAGAGUGAACACAAAUGGGUCAGAUGACCCUGAGGAUGCAGGAGCUGGUGAAAAUAGGAGGCUAGAUGGGAAUAAUUCUCCAUCACUCUCAAAUGGCAGUUUUAAACCUUCUAGGCCUCCGAGACCUUCACGACCACCUCCACCCACCCCACGUAGACCAGCAUCUGUCAAUGGUUCACCAUCUGCCACUUCUGAAAGUGAUGGAUCUAGUACGGGCUCUCUGCCACCAACAAAUACAAAUACAUCAGAAGGAGCAACAUCCGGAUUAAUAAUUCCUCUUACUAUAUCUGGAGGCUCAGGCCCUAGGCCAUUAAAUCCUGUAACUCAAGCUCCCCUACCACCUGGUUGGGAGCAGAGAGUGGACCAGCAUGGGCGAGUUUACUAUGUAGAUCAUGUUGAGAAAAGAACAACGUGGGAUAGACCAGAACCUCUACCUCCUGGCUGGGAACGGCGGGUUGACAACAUGGGACGUAUUUAUUAUGUUGACCAUUUCACAAGAACAACAACGUGGCAGAGGCCAACAUUGGAAUCUGUCCGGAACUAUGAACAGUGGCAGCUACAACGUAGUCAACUUCAAGGAGCGAUGCAGCAGUUUAACCAGAGAUUCAUUUAUGGGAAUCAAGAUUUGUUUGCUACAUCACAAAAUAAAGAAUUUGAUCCUCUUGGUCCUUUGCCACCUGGAUGGGAGAAGAGAACGGACAGCAAUGGCAGAGUGUAUUUUGUCAACCACAACACUCGAAUUACACAGUGGGAAGACCCCAGAAGUCAGGGUCAAUUAAAUGAAAAGCCUUUACCUGAAGGCUGGGAAAUGAGAUUCACAGUGGAUGGAAUUCCUUAUUUUGUGGACCACAAUAGAAGAACCACCACCUAUAUAGAUCCCCGCACAGGAAAAUCUGCCCUAGACAAUGGACCCCAGAUAGCCUAUGUUCGGGAUUUCAAGGCAAAGGUUCAGUAUUUCCGGUUCUGGUGUCAGCAACUGGCCAUGCCACAGCACAUAAAGAUUACAGUGACAAGAAAAACAUUAUUUGAGGAUUCCUUUCAACAGAUAAUGAGCUUCAAUCCCCAAGAUCUGCGAAGACGUUUGUGGGUGAUUUUUCCAGGAGAAGAAGGUUUAGAUUAUGGAGGUGUAGCAAGAGAAUGGUUCUUUCUUUUGUCACAUGAAGUGUUGAACCCAAUGUAUUGCCUGUUUGAAUAUGCAGGGAAGGAUAACUACUGCUUGCAGAUAAACCCUGCUUCUUAUAUCAAUCCAGAUCACCUGAAAUAUUUUCGUUUUAUUGGCAGGUUUAUUGCCAUGGCUCUGUUCCACGGGAAAUUCAUAGAUACAGGUUUUUCUUUACCAUUCUACAAGCGUAUCUUGAACAAACCUGUUGGUCUCAAGGAUUUAGAAUCUGUUGAUCCAGAAUUUUACAAUUCUCUCAUCUGGGUUAAAGAAAAUAACAUUGAGGAAUGUGGUUUGGAAAUGUACUUCUCCGUCGAUAAAGAAAUUCUAGGUGAAAUUAAGAGUCAUGAUUUGAAACCCAAUGGCGGUAAUAUUCUUGUAACAGAAGAAAAUAAAGAGGAGUACAUCAGAAUGGUAGCUGAAUGGAGGUUAUCUCGAGGUGUUGAAGAACAGACACAAGCUUUCUUUGAGGGCUUUAAUGAAAUUCUUCCCCAGCAGUAUUUGCAAUACUUUGAUGCAAAGGAAUUAGAGGUCCUUUUAUGUGGAAUGCAAGAGAUUGAUUUGAAUGACUGGCAAAGACAUGCCAUCUACCGUCAUUACACAAGGACAAGCAAACAAAUCAUGUGGUUUUGGCAGUUUGUUAAAGAAAUAGAUAAUGAGAAGAGAAUGAGACUUCUGCAGUUUGUAACUGGAACCUGCCGAUUGCCAGUAGGAGGAUUCGCUGAUCUCAUGGGGAGCAAUGGACCACAGAAAUUCUGUAUUGAAAAAGUUGGGAAAGAAAAUUGGUUACCCAGAAGUCAUACUUGCUUUAACCGCCUAGACCUGCCACCAUACAAGAGCUACGAGCAACUGAAGGAAAAGCUGUUGUUUGCCAUUGAAGAAACGGAAGGAUUUGGACAAGAGUAACUUCUGAGAAUUUGCAUCAUGAAAGGACAAGAAGUUAUUUGCACUGUUUGUCCUUUUCCUUCUCUGCCUGUUGCACAUCUAGUUGUAAAAUUGGACUAUGACUGUUUAGAGAGUUAUCUCAGUGUAAGUAAAUUAAUGUUAUCAUUGAGAUUUAUCUCCCAGUGAUUCUGGAUUUCUACUCAGUGUUUCCAGAAAUCAGAUCUGCACAUGACUAGUCAAAACCUUACUUAAUAUAAGAUUUAACACAGCAAUGAAA